GGUUAGCAACUCCCCGCCUCGCAACAGGAGUCUAAAACUCUUAGACAAAUGUUAAUUCACUUUCAUUCACAUCUGACCUAAACAGGCUUAAAGAAUUUCCUAUUUAAAAGAGUAAAAAGAUUUUUUUUUUUUUUGAGACAGAAGUUUUACUUUAUCAUUAUUUUCUGUUUUGCUUUCAGCAAUUCUUAGAGCUGCUGAAAAGCAUGACUUCCUCUUCUGUUGUUGAUAAACCUCCGGUAAGACGGGUUGCUAUCUUCGGGGGAACUCAUGGCAAUGAGUUAUCAGGGGUACUUUUGGUCAAGCACUGGCAAGAGAAUGGAGCUGAGAUUCAAAGAACAGGAAUGGAAGUGAAACCAUUUCUUACCAACCCAAGAGCUGUGAAGAAGUGUACUAGAUACAUUGACUGUGAUCUGAACCGUGUUUUUGACCCUGAUAAUCUUGGCAGGCCAGUGGUGGAAGAUAUUCCAUAUGAAGUGAGAAGGGCUCAGGAAAUCAAUCAUAUAUUUGGUCCAAAAGGUAGUGAUGAUGCGUGUGACCUUAUUUUUGACCUUCACAACACCACUUCUAACAUGGGUGGUACCCUUAUUCUUGAAAACUCCAGGGAUGACUUUACAAUUCAAAUGUUUCAUUAUAUCAAGAACACUUUGGCUCCAGAACGCUGUCCUGUUUUGCUGAUUGAACAUCCUAGCUUGAAAUAUGCAACAACUCGCUCCGUAGCAAAACAUCCUGUUGGUGUGGAGGUGGGUCCCCAGCCACAAGGCGUUGUUAGAGCUGAUACUUUGGACAAAAUGAGGAAGAUUGUCAAACAUGGCCUUGAUUUUGUACAACUUUUUAAUGAAGGAAAGGAAUUUCCACCAUGUACAAUUGAGGUUUUUAAAAUAAUGGAGAAAGUAGAUUAUCCCAGGAAUAAGAAUGAUGAAGUUAUUGCUAUUAUUCACCCUAAACUGCAGGAUCAAGACUGGCAGCCACUGAACAAUGGUGAUCCUCUAUUUUUGACUCUUGAUGGAGAAGUAAUUGCAUAUAAAGGGGACUGCACAGUCUACCCAACAUUUAUUAACGAAGCUGCGUAUUAUGAAAAGAAACAAGCUUUUGUAAAAACAGUAAAAAUGAAACUCACUGCAAAACACAUCAGAGCCUCAGUCUUAGACGAGAACACUUCUUAAAAGCUUAGUACAGAUCUUCAAUACAAGAAGUGGAUUUCUUCUCUGAAAUCCAGUGUCAUUCAGUAGUAAUUCAUGGAAUAAAUAAAUGCAGAAUCUAAUUUUAAAUUUUAAUUUAAUUAACAUUGCUGAGCACUUUUAAGAGGAAACAUACUAUCAUCAUGCUAAUUAUGAUUGUUUACUUGUUCUAAUACAUUACUAUAGAUGCAAAGAAUAAAUACUAUUUUUAUGAAGUUUGUUAGUUCACGCUAUAUAAAACGAUUAAACAAUGUACCGCAUACGGGUUAGUGGCUAUAAAACUUAUAACCAGCGUCAUAUAGAAAGAUGCUCAUCCACAAAACUACAGCGUAUACAAAAAUUACAGCAUUUCUACUUUAUAACCCCAAACCUCCAAUAACCAACACUUGUUUAAGUGAGGUGGUCCUUGAAACUAAUUCCUCGGAUAAACAUACAAAAUACGAGACAAAGGAAAAGCUAGGGAGAGAGAGACAGAGGGUAUGUAUAUUAAAAUUCUUUUGUAUUAUCUGCAUUUGUGACUAACCCCUACUGCGCUGAAGUGGAAGCCUUAGGGUUUGUUUUGUUUUUACACUUAUGAAGAUAUAAAAUAAGCUAAAAACAUACGAUUUCUGAGAAAAAACACACUAAAGUGAAAUGUAAAGCUUUUUUAAAUUUAAAGUACUACAAGAUUAAUUUAAGCUGUUUCUGAUUUAACAGUAAUUCAAAGACAAAGUUUGAAUUUAGAAAGUAUCUAGUAGUCAGAAGCAUACUGGAGCAAUAUUCAAAUUCAGGAAAAAGAUGUGCUUAUCCCAUGGAAACUUCUGAAGAAAGUUUCUGUUGCAAUGGAGACAAGAGAAGUUUAUAGCUUUAUAACUUUCUAGGUGUGUCCACCUACUGCUUAUAACAUUUUCCAAAUAAAAUCUAAAUCAGCUGUUGUACCCCCAAAGUUUUCGAUGAAGGCAAGAUUAGGUAAUUACUCAGGUUUUGAUGAAGAGCAAUGCACAAACCAUACCUGAGUAUUUCAGAAUGGAAAUUAAGAAGAAUUCCAUAUGGGGAGACUUCUCAGAAUUUUGAGACACUUGUUCUGUAUUUGUAGAGAGAAAGCCUGUCAUAGUAGCUGAAAAAGAGAAGAAACUGGGAUUUAAUGAAUUUUCUGAAGUUGUUUUUCACAUCUUGGACAAUAAUUGGGGAUAGAGAAAACAUUAAGAACUUUGCAUAAGGAUACAAUAAUUAGCUAUUUACUGAAAGAUGCAUUGUCUGGAUAACCCCCAAAUUAUAUCUUUUGAAAAGCGAUGUCUUCCUCAUUUACUACUCAGCCAAAAUCCUUUUUUCCUUGCUUUGUGUAACUCCUAUGGCAAUAAAAUAAACACACAGGAC
Messenger RNA from Pygoscelis adeliae (Adelie penguin), 2534 nucleotides. RefSeq names its product aspartoacylase (gene ASPA). NCBI's taxonomy places the organism in Eukaryota, Metazoa, Chordata, Aves, Sphenisciformes, Spheniscidae. The coding region runs from base 204 to 1163 and encodes 319 amino acids. The transcript is spliced from 6 exons. The record is from RefSeq and is a predicted model, not a curated record. Gene Ontology annotation, molecular function: hydrolase activity, acting on carbon-nitrogen (but not peptide) bonds, in linear amides; hydrolase activity, acting on ester bonds.